This is a messenger RNA of Cyprinodon tularosa, 1802 nucleotides long. RefSeq names its product interactor protein for cytohesin exchange factors 1-like. The record is from RefSeq and is a predicted model, not a curated record. NCBI's taxonomy places the organism in Eukaryota, Metazoa, Chordata, Actinopteri, Cyprinodontiformes, Cyprinodontidae.
UUUUGAACUGAACAAAUGAGGAACCCAAGAACGCAGAGGAAGUUGGCCAAUAAUUGCAGACUGGAUUUCUCAAUGCUGCCUUGUUUUUUUGUUGUUUUUUUUAAUUUUUUUAGGAUGUUGAGCAGCAAAGCUGAACCCCUGGAAAAAAAAGAAAUGUUUGCACUUAGAAAAAAUGAAGAGGAGUUCUGUCAGACCAGCACAGUUUCCUCCUUAGUUACUUCUUUUAUGUGUCAUAGUGUGAAUGAAACUGCUGAUGGUAGACAUUCUAACACAAGCUGAGAGUCGGCUGCCUUCCCUUUGUCUGUUGCACCUUCCAUGGCUGCUGAUGACUAUAACCCUGUCUCCCUGAGGCACAAGUCAAAGAAGAAGAACCGGGGAGGCAAUGGUACCAUGAGCAGAAGACGAGUGUCCGUCAAAGAGCUCGGUCAGCCGGACCAUCAGGGCUGGCUUUACAGGAAGAAGGAGACCAAGGGCUUCCUGGGGAUAAAAUGGAGGAAGUACUGGUUUGUUCUCAAGAGAACGGCUCUAUACUGGUACACCAACCAAUUGGCGGAGAAAGCAGAAGGCUACAUUGACCUCACCAACUUCAUGAUCGAUGUAGCCAUCGAGUGCAAGAAAAAACAUGCAUUCAAAGCCUGCCACCCUCAGGUCAUGAUGUUUUAUUUCGCGGCUGAGAGCCAUGAGGACAUGAAUCUAUGGUUGAAUAAACUCGGGUUGGCUUCUAUCCAUUAUGAGCAAACAGAACAAGCCACAACAGCUGAGUGUUAUAGUGAAGCCAGUGAUCAUGAAGAAGCAGAGAGCCCAGAGAUCCCGCCUCCACCAUACUCUGAACAGACCCUACGGGAGUCCCAGGAUGUGCCUGAUCCACCUGGGAGCACACAUCAGGGUACUCUUCCACCUCCCUAUGCUUCCGCUGUUCCUGCGGAAGCCAGCGAUUUGCUCUCCUCCCCCGUCAGUACGAUGACUUCGCAGAGCUCCGCCUCCUCGCUUGCCAAGCAGCGGCAAUCCUGGAUGGACCUUGUCUCCCAGGCGUCCUCUUCUCCGGCCGGGGAAUCGGCGGUAAUUUGCUCUGUUCAAGUCCACUUGCAAAAAGAGAGAAGCGGAGGGGGAGGAUCAUUGGAAAACUCCAUUCCCCAGGACUCCUCAAAUUCAAAUGGGUCCAACAGAGAGAUGGGCGUGGUGGAAGGGGAGGAGCAGAGGGAUGUUUUAGCACCUCAAAAUCAAGGAAAUCGUGAGAAUAGCUCAGAUGAGAUGGAAAAGCUCUACAUUCAUCUGAAGGAGGCCAGUCUCUCGCCAAUAGGGGAUCGAAAACCUUCAACAAAAAGGGAAUUCAGGGCUUCUUUUGUAAAACGCUGCAAAAACCAGACUGUUAACGAUAAGCUACACCAUAUCAGGGCACUCAACAGCACGUUAAAGUCUAAAGAAGCGGACUUGCAGGCAAUAGAGCAGGUGCUAUCUGACCCAGAGCUUACCUCGGAUAAGUUCAGAGAGUGGAAGGAGUCCAAUGGACCUCUGAUGCUGGAAAUCUGUGUCAAAGACGACCAGAAGGGGGCGCCAGAGGCUGUAACUGGUGCAGCAUCAGUCACUGCUGCUCCUGUUGCAGAGACUAGUUUAUAAAGUGUCCAAUUAUGAGCUGGUUUACUGUAUUUGGACUUGGACCUUAUGGUUGCAUACCAUGAGAAUGCAAACUUACUGCUGUGAUUAAUUCAGCCUACACUUCAGUUCCACGGAAGAGCAUAUGAGGUCUAACGUGUCUGACUUUGUAAAGUGUUUUUAUCUAAAUAUAUAUGUGGAGAUGGGAU